AUUAAAUUUCAGAAUUCAUUCAAGUCACAACCGUCUUUUCAAUAUUUUAGAAAUUGUAAGAUGAAAGAUAAGGAGUACUGGAUAAAUAAGUUUGAUUUACAGCCACACCCGAAGGAAACUAAAGGAUUUUUUAAAGAAACCUUCCGUGAUGAAUUUACCGUCAUCGGAUCUUCAGGCGAACAGAGGGCUGCAUCUACUCUUAUUUACUUUCUUCAUGUUCAAGAAUCUCUUAACCCUAAAACUACAUUCUUCAAGGUAAAAUCUGUAGAGACAAUACACUGGUACUACGGGUCUCCUCUACACCUGUAUUAUAUAAACGAGGAGGAGAGGAGGCUGGUUAAGGUGGAGUUGGGAGUUGAUGAAUUUCAGUUUGCAUUCCCCCGGGGAGUCUGGUUUACUAGACUGUGUGAGGUAGAUGAUGGAUAUUCUCUGGUUGGGGCAUCUGUAGCACCAGGCUUUGAUUUCCAGGAUCUGGAGACUACAGAAUAUGAAUCUCUCCAGCAUCUUCUAUCCUAAUAACGUGAACCUGCGAUACACUUUUUUGAAAAUACAAGAUUUUCACUUUUUAAACUUUCUAAAUUUUUCAGAUUCUACGUCCCUGGCAAAAUGUCGGGGACUGAAAAAGUUACCUUGAACGAUGCUCUCUCUAAUGUUGAUGUACUUGACGAACUCCCACUGCCUGAUGAACAGCCUUGCAUUGAGGCCCAGCCUUGCAGUAUAGUUUAUCAGAGUAAUUUCGAUACAAACUUCGAGGAUAGGAAUGCUUUCGUCACUGGAGUUGCCAAGUAUAUUGAGGAAGCGACGGUUCAUUCCAACUUGAACGAGAUGUUAGAGGAAGGACAGCUGCAUGCUGUUAUGCUAUACACCUGGAGAUGUUGUAGCAGAGCAAUUCCUCAACCUAAAUCUAACGAACAACCUAACAGGGUGGAGAUUUAUGAAAAGACAGUUGAGGUUCUAGCUCCAGAAGUCAACAAACUACUCAACCUCAUGUACUUUCAGAGGAAAGCUGUUGAAAGUUUCUGUAAUGAAGUAAAGAGACUUUCUCAUGAAGAGAAACGGAAGGAUUUUGUUUCUGAAGCUUAUCUUCUAACUUUAGGAAAGUUUAUCAACAUGUUUGCUGUGCUGGACGAACUGAAGAACAUGAAGAGCUCGGUUAAGAACGAUUAUGCAACGUACAGAAGAGCUGCACAGUUCCUUAAAGUUAUCGGAGACUCACAGGCGUUGACAGAGAGUCAGAAUCUGUCAAUGUUUCUGGCGAAGCAGGGUAGUAUCAGAGAAGAACUCAAGAAGGCUAUGGAAAAAAUAAAGAACUACGAGGACCUGCUCUGCGAUAUUGUAAACAUAUGUCUUCUUAUGUACGAGCAGAGAACGUACCUCACCCCAGCAGAGAAGCAUAUGCUCGUCAAGGUAAUGGGAUUUGGCUUGUUCCUUCUUGACUCUGAGAAUACAAGCAUCAGCAUAAACAAACUAGAUCAGAAGAAGAGAUUGAGACUAGAGAAACUAGACAGGGUAUUCUUUGAGCUCCAAGUUGUCCCUCUGUUCGGGGAUAUGCAGAUUGCUCCAUUUAACUACAUCAAGAACUCUAAAACAUUUGAUCCUUCAAAAUGGCCGCUAUCAAGCUCCAAUGCAAUAUCUCCUCAGGCCAACUUGAUGAUACAUCUGAGUAAGAUGAGAGAAGAUCAUAUCAAGUAUACAUCGGAGCUAGCCAGAUACUCUAAUGAGGUAACAACGACCUACAAGGAAACUCCGAGAACAGAUCAAGAGAAUAAGAGUUUACUCCGUUUAGCACUCAGAGGUCUACAGCUGCUCUCUGAGUGGACCUGUAUAGUAACGGAGCUGUAUAGCUGGAAGCUGCUACAUCCAACGGAUCACCAUCAGAACAAAGAUUGUCCGCAGGAUGCAGAAGAAUAUGAACGAGCCACAAGGUACAAUUACUCAAGUGACGAGAAGUUUGCUCUGAUUGAGAUAAUCGGAAUGAUCAAAGGGCUCCAGGUUCUCAUGGCAAGGAUGGAAACCGUCUUCACAGAUUCUAUCAGGAGAAGUAUCUACGCUGAGCUCCAGGAUUUUGUCCAACUGGAGCUAAGAGACCCCCUCAGGAAAGCAGUCAGAAACAAGAAGGAUCUUAUCAGGAGUAUAAUAAUGUCUGUCCGUGAGACUUGUGCUGAGUGGCAGCGAGGAAUAGAACCUCAUGAUGAUCCAGCGCUUAAAGGGAAGAAAGAUCCUGAUACAGGAUUUGAAAUCAAGGUUCCCAGACGAAAUGUUGGACCCUCCUCUACUCAGCUGUAUAUGGUCCGAACUAUGCUUGAAUCCUUAAUUGCGGACAAGGCUGGAGCUAAGCGCACUCUCAGAAAGGAUAUUGACAGCAGUAUGCUAAUGAAGAUUGAUGAGUUCCAUAAAACCUCUUUUUUCUGGAAUUAUCUUCUCAACUUCAGUAAAACAUUGCAGGACUGUUGUGACUUAUCCCAGUUGUGGUAUCGUGAGUUCUACCUUGAGAUGACUAUGGGUAAGAGAAUACAGUUCCCUAUAGAGAUGUCAAUGCCCUGGAUUCUCACGGAUCAUAUUCUUACAACAAAGGAUAGUUCCUACAUGGAGUCCGUCCUCUACCCCUUGGAUCUGUACAACGACUCCGCGUUCUACGCCCUGACUGUGUUCCGUAAACAGUUCCUGUACGACGAGGUGGAGGCCGAGGUUAACCUCUGCUUUGAUCAGUUUGUUUAUAAACUCAGUGAUCAGGUUUACAGCUACUACAAACAUCUUGCUGGGAUUAUACUACUGGACAAGCGGUUUAAACAGGAAUGCCAGACGCUUGGAACUUAUAUAACCUCUCCUCCGCCAAACAGAUAUGAGACUCUUCUCAAGCAAAGACAUGUUCAGCUUCUAGGUCGAUCUGUUGAUCUAAAUCGUCUCAUCUGUCAGAGGAUUAACAACAGUCUCCAGAAAUCCUUAGAUCUGGCAAUAUCCAGGUUUGAAGCUGGAGAUAUAACUGGUAUAGUUGAGCUGGAUGCACUGAUCAGGGUUAACAGACUCACGCAUAAGCUUCUCUCCACCCAUCUUGCUCUAGAUGAUUUUGACGAUAUGUUCCGUGAGUCCAACCAUAACGUGUUGGCUCCCUAUGGUCGUGUUACUCUACACGUGUUCUGGGAACUGAACUACGAUUUCCUGCCCCACUACUGCUACAAUGCAGCUACUAACAGGUUUGUCAAGUGUCGAGAUAUUCAGUUUUCUCAACCUGUACAAAGAGAAAGAGCUCCACAGUUGGGCCAUCACUACCUAUGGGGUAGCAAAGCUCUGAACAUUGCUAAUUCUACCAUCUACGGACAGUAUGCAAACUUUGUAGGUCCCCCACACUUUAACUGUAUGGCUAAACUGCUAGGAUAUCAGGGUAUAGCAGUGGUCAUGGAGGAACUUCUUAAAGUUGUUAAAUCCUUAAUACAGGGUAAUAUUCUCCAGUUUACCAGAACUCUGAUGGAAGCUAUGCCUAAGGACUGUAAAUUACCGAGGUAUGAUUAUGGAAGCCCGGGAAUACUUGAAUACUAUCAGCAGAAGCUGAUUGACAUUGUUCAGUACCCAGAUGCUAGAACAGAACUCUUCCAUAACUUCAGGGAGUUUGGAAAUGCAGUUCUUUUCUGUCUUCUUAUCGAACAAGCAUUGUCACAAGAGGAGGUCUGUGAUCUUCUUCAAGCUGCUCCUUUCCAGAACAUUCUCCCAAGGCCAUUCUGCAAAGAAGGCGAGAAAGCGGAAACUAAGCAAAAGCGCCUCGAGGCAAAAUAUGCCGCGCUCCAGAUUGUUCCAAACAUUGAGAAGUUAGGAACUGCUAAACAGGCUCAAAUUGCACGGGAAGGGGAUCUACUAACUAGAGAACGCCUUUGCUGUGGUCUCUCCAUUUUCGAGGUUAUUCUGAAUAGAAUAAAGGGGUUCCUUGAAGAUGCAAUCUGGCACGGGAAACCACCGGCUAACGGUGUUAUCAAUAUAGAUGAAUGCACUGAGUUUCACAGGCUGUGGUCUGCUCUGCAGUUUGUGUACUGUAUCCCUGUAGGGGAGAAUGAGUUUACUGUGGAACAUCUCUUUGGCGAGGGAUUGAAUUGGGCAGGAUGUGUAAUGAUCGUUCUUCUUGGUCAACAAAGGAGAUUUGAAUGCCUGGAUUUCUGCUACCAUAUAUUUAGGGUACAAAAAGUUGAUAGAAGAGAUGAGAAUAUAAAAGGAAUUCAGUUGAAGAGAAUGGUUGACAGGAUUCGAAGGUUCCAGGUGCUGAACAGUCAAAUAUUUGCACAGCUGAACAAAUAUAUGAAAACAAGUUUUGCGGAGAAUGAGAAUAUGCCAGUUGAACAUGUUCGAUGCUUUCAGCCACCGAUACACCAAAGCCUCGCCCAAUCCCAGUACGGUACACGGGAGACAGCUCAGUACGGUACACGGGAGACUGCACAGUACGGUACAAGGGAGACUGCCCAGUACGGUACAAUCAACAGGGACAGGUCUGGUGGAGGAAACAGAAGAUGAGGAAUACCUCUCCCUGGGCUUACAUAGGCUGGGGAGAAGUAAAACUGCUGACAAAUACUCACAACGAUGAAAAGAAAACGAGGAAGAUAGAGAAUGGCGUGGAGGGGAGGAGGAGGGGGGAUUUAUUUGAAAUCAAAACUCUUAUUUAACUCUAAAAAAAAUUUGAUAAACCCCACCUUAUCAUUUAAAAGUUCGCUGAAAAGACUUGAAUAAAAUAUGUCUUUAAAGUUUCUAUUGACUUGUAAAUUUUCAAAAGAUUUUGUGGACAUGUAUGUAUUUUUCUCGUCAUUAGACAUUGAUUAGAUCUUUAAAAUUUUUAUACUGCUAUCAUAUUUCUGUGUCUUCCUUGUAGUUUGAACUAAAAUCCUCCUAAUUUUAUUAGUAAUUACAUUUAUAAUUCAUUUCUAGUUUUGUAAGUAGUUCGAACCCCAGCUAGCCUGUAUGUAAGCUUGAAAAUUUUAUGGUUUUAACCAAAUGAUUUGAAUAAAAAGGAUCGUCAACGUUAUAUGAUUUCAAGUUAGAUUUUACCAUCACUGAUUCAUAACAGUUCCCUAUAUUUCAAGUAAAGAAAUCAAACAUAUGAAUCUGUGCAUGUGUUCGCGGCUUUUUAGACUCGUGUUUUUUACUUGGACUUUUUCAGCGAUAAAACGAGUCUAAAGCCAUCGUUGCAAAACUAAAUAUGUGUGGGUUGCAUUUUAGAAUCGUUUAUGGUACUCUUGGAAAGUACGUUGACAAUCCCUUUUAAGCUUUAGCUUGUGUUAUUGGUGGUUUCUAUCUUCCUUAUUGUACUGAAACCCCCUAGGGACAAACUGUGUAAAUAAUUAUAAACAUUGAGAUAUGUUAUUUUGCAUUUGUAUUAAAUACAAUACUUACUUUGUAGUAUUAUGUUGUAUUGUGUGGCUUGAAAUUAAUAAAAUGUUGACUUGUA
This is a messenger RNA of Eurytemora carolleeae, 5425 nucleotides long. It is a transcript of the gene Sra-1, whose product is annotated as cytoplasmic FMR1-interacting protein. Gene Ontology annotation, biological process: axon guidance; regulation of translation; cell projection assembly. Gene Ontology annotation, cellular component: synapse; neuron projection; SCAR complex. NCBI's taxonomy places the organism in Eukaryota, Metazoa, Arthropoda, Copepoda, Calanoida, Temoridae. Bases 607 to 4497 code for a protein of 1296 amino acids. The transcript is spliced from 44 exons. Gene Ontology annotation, molecular function: RNA 7-methylguanosine cap binding; small GTPase binding. The record is from RefSeq and is a predicted model, not a curated record.